This is a messenger RNA of Pyricularia grisea, 1203 nucleotides long. RefSeq lists its product as uncharacterized. NCBI's taxonomy places the organism in Eukaryota, Fungi, Ascomycota, Sordariomycetes, Magnaporthales, Pyriculariaceae. Gene Ontology annotation, cellular component: Rad17 RFC-like complex; Ctf18 RFC-like complex; nucleus. The transcript has a single exon. The record is from RefSeq and is a predicted model, not a curated record. Gene Ontology annotation, molecular function: DNA clamp loader activity; ATP hydrolysis activity; ATP binding. The coding region runs from base 1 to 1203 and encodes 400 amino acids. Gene Ontology annotation, biological process: DNA repair; DNA-templated DNA replication.
AUGGAAAUCGACGCACCGCCUCCAGCGGCCGCCAUAACCUUCUCCUCGGGAGCGGCCGAAAAGGGCAAGCGCAGCGCCGCAAACCUCCCGGUCGAGGCCGAGGACUCGCUUCCCUGGGUCGAAAAGUACCGCCCCGUAUCCCUCGCCGACGUGUCUGGCCACCAGGACAUCCUCGCGACCAUCAACAAGUUUGUCGACGCGAACCGCCUGCCCCACCUGCUGCUGUACGGGCCCCCGGGGACGGGCAAGACGUCGACGAUAUUGGCGCUGGCGAGGAGGAUCUACGGCGCCGAUAACGUCCGCCAGAUGGUGCUGGAGCUGAACGCGUCAGAUGACCGUGGCAUUGACGUGGUCAGGGAGCAGAUCAAGACGUUUGCAAGCACCAAGCAGAUCUUCACCAUGGGGCCGAAACCUACACCUUCAGCAGCAGCAGCAGCAUCAAACAGCAAUAACCCGUCCGCAACCCGCCCGACCCCCUCCUACAAGCUCAUCAUCCUCGACGAGGCCGACGCCAUGACCAACACGGCGCAGAUGGCCCUCCGACGCAUAAUGGAAAAGUACACAGCCAACACGCGGUUCUGCAUCAUUGCAAACUACGCCCACAAGCUCUCCCCCGCUCUGCUUUCCCGCUGCACGCGGUUCCGUUUCAGUCCGCUCAAGGAGGCCGACAUCCGUGUGCUGGUCGACCGCGUCGUCGAGGAGGAGACGGUCAACAUCCGGCCGGACGCCGUCGACGCCCUGGUCCGGCUCGCGAGGGGAGACAUGCGCCGCGCGCUCAACGUCCUGCAGGCCUGCCACGCGAGCAGCACGCCGCUGCGGGAGAAGGGUGCUGCCGCCGCCGCGGAGGACAAGGCCGUCGUGGUCAGGGAUACCAUCACGGUCGAGACGAUAUACAACUGCAUCGCGGCCCCGCCGCCAGAGGCGAUCAAGGAGAUCCUCGACACGCUGCUGGCCACUAGCGAUGUCGUGUCGUGCCUCGGCACCAUCAAUGCGCUCAAGACCACGCGGGGUCUGGCCCUUGCGGAUAUCAUAACCGCGCUCUCCGAGGAGCUGGUUAAGCUGGAGGUCAAGCCUGAGGUUAUGAUCACAUGGCUGGAUGGGUUGGCGGAGAUCGAGCACCGGGUUGCUGGCGGUGCGGGAGAGGCUGUGCAGACGGGUGCGGUGGUUGGUGUUGUGAGGAGAGGGGUUGAGUUGAUGGGUUGA